Messenger RNA from Suillus clintonianus, 1569 nucleotides. RefSeq lists its product as uncharacterized. The transcript is spliced from 6 exons. The coding region runs from base 1 to 1569 and encodes 522 amino acids. The record is from RefSeq and is a predicted model, not a curated record. Lineage: Eukaryota; Fungi; Basidiomycota; Agaricomycetes; Boletales; Suillaceae.
AUGGUCUCCCACAAGUCUGCACAACGAAACUUGUCAGUGCGCACACAGGCACUGACUAGGACUCGUGCUAAGGUACAACUCAGCAAAGAGGCACGGGUUGCCCUUACACUACGACGCCGCGAAGCCUCUCUUACUUUCAAGAAGGCUCUCGAGGAUGCCUGGCAGACCGUGGACGAUGCUGCCAUUAAGAUUGCUGCAGACCACAAGAAAACUGUCCGUCGAGUGCAACAUGAAUUGCACAUGGGGCACUCCCUUCUGCAGGCAAAGCAUUCCAAGGUCAGCGCGUGGAAUUCUUUUCUAUGGAAGAAAGGGCAAGACAGUGACAAGGAAAAUUAUGGACACGGCAAAGACGUACUCGGAGGAAUCAUGCGGGACUUCAAAGCCGAGUACUACGACCUCACCAAGGAGGAGAAAACAAAUCUCAUCGAAGAGUACAAGGAAUAUAAGGCCACGAAGACCACUGGGCAACGUAUUUCAACAAAGUCGAAGAUCAACGACGUCACUCACACUCUGAAGGCCAUCGAAAGCGAGCUCGAUAAUCUUCGCUCGCGUACUGGAGCGGAGACUAUAUUGUAUAUGACUCGAGGAACAACUGACCUUCCGCUACGCGGUGUUACAUUUGCAACCGAAGGGGUGCAAGACUUCAUGGAGUCCGCGGUAGGCAUCGAUAAUCAAGAUCUGGUCAACAAGAUGGAGGGUUUCGCCAUUCAAGGCAUGAGAGGAGCAGCACUUAACCAUCAGGAGCGCGUUGCUAGUGUUCGCGCUCAAAUCCGCGCUGAAAUCAAUCAAGCUCUCCGUAAGAAAACUGGAGUACCCGAUGCCACAAUGCAGUGGGCGCAAUAUUGGCGCAACGUCGUCAAGCGCUAUUCUGUUGUCAUCACGGGCUGGCCAAAGGAGAUUCCCUUCGUCAAUCUCAGCACGGCCUCUAGUGCCCUUCCUGACCUGGAAAGGCUCCUAAGGAAGUGGCGAUCUGAGGCCAUCAAAUGGAAGCGCCUUACUGCAGAAGAAUUGGCAGCCAUGGAGAAAGAGCGAGACCAGGAGAUUGAGGAUGGUCUGGUGAAGGAAACGCGCCGGCGUGUUCGCUCCGACAAGGGUAAGAAAAGACGCCAAAAUGCUGAUGAUGACGAGGAGAUUGAAGAUGGUAAGACAUACAAGAGUACGGAGAAUGUCAACAGUGAUGGAGAGGAUGAUCGCCCUGACUCCCCUGUACCCGCCACCACUCAGGCCGAAGCAGGAUCGCCCUUUGAAGAUUCUAACACGCCCAGCGCUAAUCGCGCUUCGACUGCCCCGCUCAUUCCGGCUGGCGCCAACGAAACACCUACCAAUCAAGAGCCUGUCCUUCCUGGCACUAAUGCACUGCACUCCGAGUCUUUGGGCCCUGCACCCGCCCCACCAAUCCUUCCAGAUUUUAGUGCAGACUUAGGCUCGCUGUUCCCUCCUUUCAAUGAUUUUAUUGACAACUUCGUACCAGUACCUUUCUCUCCUACUGACCCUAUUCCUUCUUCGGGACCAAUGCCUUUUGCUCACACCGAAUUCAACUUCGACGGUGUAGGCUUCCCUUCUUACUAA